Molecule: messenger RNA, 4913 nt
Organism: Clarias gariepinus (North African catfish)
Lineage: Eukaryota; Metazoa; Chordata; Actinopteri; Siluriformes; Clariidae
Product: NACHT, LRR and PYD domains-containing protein 12-like
Exons: 15
Coding region: 131-3832 (1233 amino acids)
Molecular function (GO): protein binding
Source: RefSeq, a predicted model, not a curated record
CAGAAACCGAAACCUACAGGGAAAGAGACACAUGACUGAAGUGAUGUCUGGAGAAUAAUAAUCAUAAUAAUCCGACGAGUCAGUAACCUUCAGCGGUCAUGCAGCAGGUGAUUUAGGUGCGUGAGAAAGGAUGGACAGCGCACAUGUCCCCACGGAACCUCAGGAGCAUGGCGAUGUCCAGGAAGUGGGAGGUGCCUACAAGGAUGAAGGAAGAUCAUCCACAAAGCAUGAGAAAGUUCUUGGUGCGGAAAGCGGUGCUACAGGCAUCCAGCAGGAGAGAGCUGGCUCGCCUGUCCCCAGUUGCCUGUCCAUGAAGAGUGACUGGUCCAUGGAGGUGCCACUUACACUAAAGCCAGCAGAUAACACUCCUGAGCAAUGGGCUUCUCUUGAGACCAAGAGUUCAUCUUCUCUAAGCUGCCUAUCCAUGAGGAGCCACCAGUCAAUGGAUCCACCCGUCAAGUUUGAAGACAGAGCACCUACUGAAGAAAUUACGGGAAGGCAGAAACGCUCAUCUGCUCCCAGCUGUGUGUCCAUGAAGAGUGCCCAUUUCAUGGAUCCACCAGGCUCUUCCAAGGAGAUCAUCUUUGAUGAAAGGGACCAGCCAGGAGGAUCUCGCCAGCCUGAACAGACGUAUCUUUCUGCUACAAUAAGGAACUUUGAGGAGAAAUUCAUGAGUUUGAUGAAUAGAGAGAUGAAGAAAAUAAGCCAGAUUCUCAACCCAGAUUAUGUUGGAUCUGUGGAAAGUGCAGAGGAAGACGAGGACAGCAAUCAUGCCAAAGAAGCGGCUCUAAAGAUCGCUCUACAUAUUUUAAAAGGCAUGAAAGAGCACGAUUUGUUCGAAAAGCUGAAUAAAUUUGGAAAUGUAUAUAAAAUUCAGAAAAAAUUCAAAUCCAGCCUGAAGCACAAGAGCGAGCGUGUGUUUGAAGGAAUCGCUCGGCAAGGAAACCCAUCCCUUCUCAACAAAAUCUACACCGAGCUCUAUAUCACAGAGGGUGGAUGUGGAACCCUCAACGAUGAACAUGAAGUGAGACAGAUCGAGUCGUUGAACAGAGUUCCAGUGGUACAAGAGACACCAAUUAAAUGCAACGAAAUCUUUAAACCACUACCAGGGCAAGACAAACGCAUCAGGACCGUCUUGACCAAUGGUGUAGCUGGUAUUGGGAAAACCGUCUCUGUCCAGAAGUUUAUCCUGGACUGGGCUGAAGGCAAAGCCAAUCAAGAUGUGCAUUUCUUAUUUCCGUUGCCAUUUCGGGAGAUAAAUCUCAUGAGAGAGGAGAAACACUCUUUGGAGGAACUUCUUCAUUGCUUUUUUAGAGAAAUGAAAAACAUCUCACUCUCAGAACUUGAAAACUGCAAGAUGGUUUUCAUCUUUGAUGGUCUGGACGAAUGUCAACUUCCUCUGGAUUUUAAAAACUACGAAAGAUGUUCGGAAAUCACAGAACCACUGUCGAUGAAUGUUCUUCUAACAAACCUUAUUUUAGGAAAUCUCCUUCCACACUCUCUGCUCUGGAUCACUUCCCGACCGGCUGCCUCUAACCAGCUACCAGCUAACUGCAUUGACCAAGUAACGGAGGUGAGAGGUUUCAAUGACCCCCAAAAAGAAGAGUACUUCUACAGGAGAAUCAGUGACCAAAGUUUGGCCAAGAAAAUAUUCCAUCACGUGAAGGCCACAAGAAGUCUCCAUAUCAUGUGCCAUAUUCCUGUCUUCUGCUGGAUUUCUGCAACAGUGCUUGAGAGGCGAUUGGGCCAAGCAACGAAUCAACACAUGCCCAAAUCGCUGACUGAAAUGUACACUCAUUUCUUGAUCUUCCAGACACAACAAAGAAAUGAAAAAUAUACAGAUGGGAAGGACAUGCAGCCUUGCUUUACCAAGGCAAACCUUCUUUCACUUGGGAAGCUAGCUUUCAGGCAACUCCGUAAACGUGACCUGAUCUUCUACAGAGAAGACUUGGAGGAAUGUGGCAUUGACAUCAAAGAGGCAUCAGUCUAUUCUGGAGUGUGCACGCAGAUCUUCAGAGAAGAGAACACCCUAUUCCAGAGGAAGGUCUACAGCUUCGUGCACUUGAGCUUCCAGGAAUAUCUUGCUGCACUAUUUGUGUACCUAUGCUGGGCUGACACAGAAUUUGACCUGCUUCAAAAUCAUAACCUCCAGGAGCUUUGCCUAAAUUCAACACUUUUCGAUUUGCACAAGAGUGCAGUGGACUUGGCUUUGCACUCAAAAGACGGCCACCUGGACCUCUUUGUUCGAUUCCUCCUCGGUCUUUCUCUGGAAUCCAAUCAGAACCUGUUGCACGAUUUCCUGCCAGAGAAUGUGAGCACCGAUCAGACCUGCCAGGAUACCAUUUCUUAUAUAAAGCUCAAAUUCGGAGAGAACCUUAGGACUGAGAGCACCAUGAACCUGUUCCACUGUCUGCAAGAGCUUAACGAUCAUACGCUUGUACAGGAAAUUCAAACCUACCUGAACAGGAAGAGUCUCUCGGCAGAAACACUCUCACCAGCACAGUGGUCAGCUCUGGUCUUUGUGUUGCUGACAAGUGAGGAGAAGCUUGAGGUGUUUGACCUAGGAAAAUACGUAAGGUCAAAUGAGGGAUACAAGCGAUUAAAACCCGUAGCCAAGGCAUCCAGGACUGUCAUAUUGUCUUCCUGCAACCUUACAAAGGACAUCUGUCAAUCACUGGCCAGUGUUCUUCAUUCUGAGUCUUGUGCUAUUACAAAGUUAGAUUUAAGUUACAAUGUCCUGGAGGAUAAAGGACUGGAGCAUCUGUGCCGUGGGUUGCAGAGUCCAAACUGUCGACUGGAGAUGCUGAACCUGGCAUGUUGUAGCUUCCGAAUUGGCGGUCUGAAGCUUACUUCUGCUCUACAAUCGAACCUUGGACACAUCAGAGAGCUGGACCUGAGCUACAAUCUUAUUGGAAGUCGAGCUGUUAGUGAGAUCAUGGCAUUACUGCCUAACAGCAGGAUCGAAACACUCAGACUUGUGCACUGUGACGUCAAAAAAGAGUGUUGCGCUUUUUUGGCAUCGGCAUUAAGCGCCACAUCGUGUCACCUUAAACAUUUGGAUCUGAGUGACAACAACAUAUGGGAUAAAGGUGCAGGAGUCUUUCCUGAAUUACUGAGCAAUAAAAAUUGUAAACUUCAGUCCCUAAGGCUGGCUAAAUGUGGCAUAACUUGGAAAAGCCGGAACAUGCUGGAGUACGCAUCCACCUCGUCGUCCUGGUGUCUCCAAUCCCUCGAUUUGAGUGACAAUGAGCUGCAAGACACAGGAGUAAAAAAACUUGCUUAUGAACUGAAUAAUAUGACAUGCAAAUUAGACACAUUGAGCCUCUCAAACUGUGGAUUCACCGAGCGAGGAUUGUCGGCUCUGGCUUCGGCUCUGAGUUUAAACCCCUCGUGCCUGAGAGAACUGGAUGUAAGUAAGAAUUUCCCUGGCAAGGCUGCGGUUGAGCAGCUGUGUACAGCUCUAAGACAAUCCACCUGCACUCUUCAAAAGUUAUGCAUGGAACAAUGUGGGCUUGUCCCUGAAAUAUGUAUCUUCCUGGCUGAAACUCUCAGCCAAAAUUCGAGUCUGAGAGAGCUGAGUCUGAGCCAUAAUGAUCUCGGGGAUGUGGGAGUAACUGCGCUCUUCAGUGCACUCCAGAGUAGACGUUGCACCAUGAAGAUCUUGAGACUGGCGAAAUGUUCCCUGACUGACGGCAUUUGUGAGUUCUUGGCCUCGGCACUAAGCUCAAGCACCACAUUCCUUUCUGACCUGGACUUAAGCGGCAACAACCUCAGCCAAAACAGUACCACUUUCCUCUCCUCUAUAUCGAACAUAAACCUGACACUGUUAUAAGAACUGUUAAACUCAGUGUUUCCUGUAUCUCAGGAGAUCUCAAAUGAGUGUUUCUCUUUAAAGUUGUACAGCUAUUGUACCACAACAAAUUCGUUCUCAAGACCUUCAUGAGGCGGUUUGUUUAGAUACAGGGAGUUUAGAAUCAGAAUUAUAAUUCAUCUUUAAGGGUUUCAGAAGGAUUUUUUUUUUUUGCAUACCCAGAAGUACUGUAUAUAAGUGUGUGUAAACUUUUGGAAAUUUUCUAUGUAAUUUUAAAAUUUUGUAAACAUGAAAAUAGGUUUUAAAAGAAGGACUUCAGGAAUAAGCAAGGAAGAAAACUUGGGUUUGUGCCAUUAAGUAAUCAAUAGCAUGUAUUACUUAAUUGUUUUAUUGCUCUGUACAGUGGAACCUCGGAUUGCGAGUAACGGAGUUUGCGAGUGUUCCGCAAGGCUAGCAAAGAUUUUUAAUACAUUUUUUACUUGAAAAACGAGCAUUGUCUUGGUUUAUGAGCACCGACUAUCAUGGAUCACUCAUGCGCUACUUGUUUUGACGCCGAGCGUUACGUGAUCACAACUUAGCCAACGAAAUUGCUGCGAAAUUGAAGUUAAUCGUCUCCCCUGCUGAGUCUUAGUGUGCGUCUCUUACUGGUGUAAUCAACAUCCGUGCACGCGUGUACUGUUUACUAUAACACUAUGUGUGUGUGUGUGUGUGUGUGUUUGUCUAUGUGUGUGUGUGUGUGCGCGUAAUUUGACAACGUGCUCCUUUACUCACAACAACACAGACACACGCACACUCUCGCCUUUACAGCCCCCCUCCCACCCCCUUCUCUUCUCAGCUUCCCACACACAUACAGACGCACACUCUCUGCUUUUCACAGAAACUCUGCUCUGUUGCGAUUAUUUUCAAAGGUAAACUUUACUUUACAACAGUGAUUCCGUUGGUUUGCGCUCACGUCAGUGUGAUUAGCAAUGUUCCUUACUAAUUUUUCCGAUAAAACAGUCUCUCUGUUAAUGUGAGUGCCUGCGUGCACAAACGGAAACACUUAUUUGUCGGGAUUUAAAGGUAAAGUGCAGGUUAAUAAGUUUUAUUUUUACUUUAUAUU